AUGGCCGAGUGGCGCUUGAGGGCCCCCGGAGCCCCUCAACUCGUGUCCCGUCAAGGCCGUUCUUGUAUAGGAAGGCAUCGAGGGCUAGGUAUCUGGUACAAGAGAGUGUUCGGUACUGGACGCCAGAAACCUCCGCCAGAACUCGGUUGCGCUGUAAGCCAAGUCCACCUUAUCUUCCGCUCUUUCGCCCGGCUGCGGCACCUUUCGAGAACGCCAGUCAUACACGAUUCAUCGUCAAAUCCCCCGACCUCUAGCCACACAAACCUUGUACCUCCGUCUCACUCACAGACGAAUAUGCAGCUCCAAUUGAGAAUACGCAAUCCUCUGGUUUCACCUCAUAAAUCUCGCCGCUCAACCUCUACUUGUCGUGGGCUGUACGACUCGCUGCGCCGCUCACUAAUCCCACCCAUCGUCAUUCGAUAG
This is a messenger RNA of Colletotrichum lupini, 423 nucleotides long. RefSeq lists its product as uncharacterized. The coding region runs from base 1 to 423 and encodes 140 amino acids. The transcript is spliced from 3 exons. The record is from RefSeq and is a predicted model, not a curated record. NCBI's taxonomy places the organism in Eukaryota, Fungi, Ascomycota, Sordariomycetes, Glomerellales, Glomerellaceae.